AUGCACUUCUCUUCUUUUUCAGUUGCUCUGCUCUCUGCCGCGGGCGUGGCCAACGCUUUGCCUGGCCUUGGAGAUAUCUGGCCCUGGCCGUCAAAGAUUCCUAACACCAUUGUCAUUGAUGGCUACCGCCUUGUUGAAGCAAAGCUGCGACUUACCUUGGGUGAUAGCACCCUUAAAAAGGAAUUGAAGCAUCUCACUGCUCAGGCAGAUAGCUGGCUCAACCAAGGUCCCUGGACCGUCACCGCAAAGACGAAAGCUCCGCCCAACGGCACACUUCACGACUACUCGUCUCAAGCACCGUAUUGGUGGCCCAGUCCCAACACGCCAGAUGGAUGUCCCUACAUUCAAAAGGACGGCGUACGCAAUCCCGAGGUCGACCAGUACCAAGACCGCGUGUCGGUUGGAAUGAUGUUCAACUCGACAUAUGUCCUGUCGCUGGCCUGGUACUACACCGGCAACCCCAAGUACUCCAAGCAUGCGGCUGAUAUCCUUCGGACCUGGUUCCUCGAGCCCAAGACGGCCAUGAGUCCCAACCUCGACCACGCCCAAAUCAUCCCUUGCGCCAACACCGGCCGGUCAAUCGGCAUCAUCGACUUCAGCCAGGAAUACACAAACGUCAUCGACGCCGUCGCCAUCCUCAACACCGGCGCCCCCGGCUGGAGCAAGUCCGACGGCAAGGCCUUUGUGAGCUGGAACAAGCAGUUCCUGACGUGGCUCGCCGACUCGCCCUUUGGCGUCGAAGAGGCCGCCGCCCAGAACAACCACGGCACAUUUGCCAACAUGCAGAUCGCCGCCCUGGCGCUCUUCACGGGCAACAUCUCCCUCGCAGUACAGCGCGCACAGCUCGCCAAGAGCUUCAUCAACAGCCAAAUCACCGCCAACGGGUCGCAGCCGCAAGAACUCGCCCGCACGCGCAGCUUCCACUACUCCAACUUUGACCUGACGGCACAUCUCCGCUUCGCGCUCAUCGCCCGGAAAGUCGGCGUCGACUUGUUCAAGUACAAAGGGCCGCAGGGCCAGACGCUGUUCAAGGCCGUCGAGUUUCUUGUUCCCGCGGCGGCGGGCGGUGCGAGCGAGUGGACGUAUCCGGAGCUGGGAUUCACGCAGUACGCGGCGACGGAUAAUGUCAGGGCGGCGGCGCAGGAGGGCGACUGGGAUGCUGCCAAGGUGGUGUCGAAGCUGGUUGCGCCUCCUGGGGGGGAUAUUUUUGGGCUGAGGCCGGCGCCGCAGCAGUUGGAUAGCAUUGCGACGGUUGGUUAA
Molecule: messenger RNA, 1260 nt
Organism: Trichoderma harzianum CBS 226.95
Lineage: Eukaryota; Fungi; Ascomycota; Sordariomycetes; Hypocreales; Hypocreaceae
Exons: 1
Coding region: 1-1260 (419 amino acids)
Cellular component (GO): periplasmic space
Molecular function (GO): lyase activity
Source: RefSeq, a predicted model, not a curated record